AUGCUUGUACCGGUCAAGGCGCCAGCCCUUGACAUGGUUGAGUGUAUAACGUCCCGGUUUGCUUUCGUUGAGUCAGGCAAGCCUAUUCCGUCAUACAGCUUCGGAAGCUUCGGUGGCGAGGACCGUAUCAAGAAAAUGAAUCAGAGAUGGGCAAAGCCGAAGAACCCCUUUGGCGGUGAGCCUUAUGCUAUGCACGCAACGUCACCAGCCGAGAGAACCAGUAAGGCCGGUCCUGAGCGUUUUCAGCACACGUUAAAUUGUUGA
Messenger RNA from Colletotrichum spaethianum, 264 nucleotides. RefSeq lists its product as uncharacterized. The transcript is spliced from 2 exons. NCBI's taxonomy places the organism in Eukaryota, Fungi, Ascomycota, Sordariomycetes, Glomerellales, Glomerellaceae. The record is from RefSeq and is a predicted model, not a curated record. Bases 1 to 264 code for a protein of 87 amino acids.